This is a messenger RNA of Monoraphidium neglectum, 525 nucleotides long. RefSeq lists its product as hypothetical. The record is from RefSeq and is a predicted model, not a curated record. Lineage: Eukaryota; Viridiplantae; Chlorophyta; Chlorophyceae; Sphaeropleales; Selenastraceae. The transcript has 4 exons. Bases 1 to 525 code for a protein of 174 amino acids.
AUGCCGGCAACUCUGCAGAGUUUGGGAGCUAGGGGCACCGCAUUCAAGGCAGCGACCAGCGGCCGUGCGAGCCUCUCAUCUCGCCCACAGCAGGCGCAGCAGCAGCGGCGGGCUCCCGUCUGCCACGGCCUUGAGCCCAGCGUCGCGGCGGCUGUGACGCAGCAGGCGAUCGCCUAUGCGGUGACUCUGGGCGCGGAGGGCGCCUUCAGCUACACGUCUGUGCCAGCGGGUGACAAGGGGCGGCCGCAGAUCCCCUUGAUCGGCGCCGGCGUUGCCGGCACCGCAGUGGCUGUCGCGCUGGUCAAGGGGGGCGGCGACGGGCCGCUCGCGUCAGCGGGCCUCAUCCUCGGGUUUGCGGUUGCGGGCGCCAUGCUGGCGGCCAGUGCGAAGCGCGCGGUGGACCUUGAGUAUACCGAUGGCGACUGGCCGGGGCCCAAGGUGUGGCCGGCGACCAUGGGCCUGAUCAGCUUCUUUGCCCUCAGCGUGUUCUGGCAGGCCUUCUUUUCGGCGGCGUUUGCCAAGUAA